Hemicordylus capensis (graceful crag lizard) is the source of this 5415-nucleotide messenger RNA. RefSeq lists its product as uncharacterized. Gene Ontology annotation, cellular component: cytoplasm. Gene Ontology annotation, molecular function: glycerophospholipid phospholipase A1 activity; A2-type glycerophospholipase activity. The record is from RefSeq and is a predicted model, not a curated record. The transcript has 9 exons. Lineage: Eukaryota; Metazoa; Chordata; Lepidosauria; Squamata; Cordylidae. Gene Ontology annotation, biological process: N-acylphosphatidylethanolamine metabolic process. Bases 1949 to 2965 code for a protein of 338 amino acids.
CUUUUCCCGCCACCGCCAGACUCGAAGAAGCGGCCCGGGUUACAAAAAUGCGUGCGCAGCGACUCCACGAAUUACGGCGGCUCCUUCGCGGCCGCGGAGGGGGCGGGGCCAGCGCUGCCGCGGCCAAUGGGAGAGAGCCGAGGAGGGGGGCCGGCGGAGAGCCGCCGAGACGCCCCAGCAGCAAGUCCUAGAGCGGCUCUCUUUGUUAUUUUUAUAUUUUUUUGCUGGUUGUUGGGGAUUUCCUGGCUAGCUUGGAGAGAUUUGGGGCGGGGGGGGGAGUGUUGGCAGAGGGGCACUGCUCCUCCAACAGGGGUUCCCAAGCUGUGGCCCUCCAGAUCUUGAGGGACUACAACUCCCAUCACCCCGAGCCACAGGUUCUUGCAAAAGCAGGAAAUGUCAGUGACUGCAGUAGGCAAACUACAAAACAACAACAAAACACACCAGGUUUUUGAGGCAGAGGAAUGCGUGCACGGAGUUGUGAGUGAAACUGGGUGGCGGAUGGGUGUGAUAUUGUUUGCACAGGAGUGGAGGAAAGGGAGCAUCCCCCCCCCACCCAUGCCCUUAACAAUUUUUCUGCAAGGAUAUGAAGGGAGAGGUGAACAAGGGAGGAUCCACCUUCAUUUUUGUCCCAGUGCCAACCAAGAACAGGUUCUGGAAACGUCCUGCUUGCACGCAGAAGGUCCUAGUUCCCUCCCUGGCAGCAUCUCCAAGAUAGGGCUGGGAGAGAUUCCUGCCUGCAACCUGGGAGAAGCCGCUGCCAGCCUGGGUAGACAAUCCUGAGCUAGAUGGACCCAAGGGUCUGACUCGGGACCCAAUGUUUCUUCAAUGUUCCUUCAGCACAAAAAUAUUGACAUGGCACCAAAGUAGUCUCUCUCUCUCUCUCUCUCUAUGCCUCCCUCCCCAUCUCUGCUUUUUACUCUUGCUAACUGAGCAAGGAGACACCUUUCAAAGUGGUGGUUCUCUCAUAUUUAGCAGCGAGAGAGCAACUGGCCCUAUCCAGCCCCAGCACAGGAACCUUCCAGUGGCUGUUGCUGGUAUCCGCCUUAUGUUUCUUUUUAGAUUGCGAGCCCUUUGGGGACUGGUAAAGGUAAAAUGUGCCAUCAGGUCUGUGUCGACUCCUAGUGCCCACAGUCACAGAGCCCUGUGGUUGUCUUUGGUAGGAUACAGGAGGGGUUUACCAUUGCCUCCUCCUGCUCAGCAUGAGAUGAUGCCUUUCAGCAUCUUCCUCUAUCGCUGCUGCCCAAUAUAGGUGUUUCCCAUAGUCUGGGAAACAGACAAACUGCAAACAUAGUCCCAUAGUCUGGGAAACAUACCCGCGGGGAUUCGAACCGGCAACCUCUGGCUUGCUAAUCAAGUCCUUUCCCUGCUGCACCAUUAGGUGCACAAGGGACAAUCUUAUUCAUGCCUUAUUUAUUUUUCUUUGUAAACCUCCUUGAGAGCUCUGGUCGACGAGCAGUCUAUAAAUAUUUGUGCCUUGUCGUUUUCAGAAGUACCUUUUCCGGGGAGGAAAGCACUCACUGCAAACUGUGUCAAUCUCUGCCACCUUUGACAUAAAGGUUCUUAUUCUUCGUAUCGUGUUUACGAUGCCGUUCGUAGACACUCUGAUACAGAGAUCUGGAAAAAAACAAGGUGCAGGGAUUCUCUGCAUUCCUGCCCUGGUGACCCCUGUUUCCAGGGCAGCUCCUGAACACAGAACAAGGCCAAGUUCAGCUUUCCCGUAAAUGGAAAUCCCCAGGGCAGCCACAUCCGCCCACAUCACAGCGCCACCCCUUCCCAGAUCUGAAGCGCAGACUGUGAGACACACUGCUCCCACUGUGGGAAGAGGAGGACCGUGCUCCCGGACAUCGAAGUGGAGCUUCCUGGAGAUGUGAAACAGCCUCGAAAAAGGAACGGUAGUGAGAGGGGGGUGGUCCGAAAAAAGAACCCCAGACAUCUGAGCCGAGACAUCAUGGACCCGGUUCACGGCGUCCUGAAGAAGGUGGGCGGCAGCAUUUACCACCACUGGGCUCUCUACCGAUGCAACGGCUACCUCGUCCACCAGGCUUACGGCGGGAACAGCGGGCUAGUGCCACAGCAGGAACCCCAACCGGGAGACCUGGUGGAGAUUUUCCGGGGCUUUUACAGCCACUGGGCUGUCUUCGUAGGGGACGGAUACGUGGUCCACCUGGCUUCGGCAGGACCGUCUUCCUCUCUCGUCCAAUCUGUCCAUCCCAAAAAAGUCGUGGUGAAGAAAGAGCUUCUCCAGGACGUGGCGGGGAAUCACAAUUACCGGGUCAACAACAAGCAGGAUUUGAAAUGCCACCCCAGACCCGUGAAAUAUAUCCUCCACGAUGCGGAGGCAGAGGUCGGGAAGCCGGUGGAAUACGACAUGACCAGUUGGAACUGCGAACAUUUCGCCAAAUACCUGCGUUACGGCAUCCCCAUCUGCGAGCAGGUCCCAGCACCUGAAGACCCGGCUGAGAUGCCCCGAAGCACUGAUGAGGACUGGAGUCUCUGCCUAGACAUUUCCGAGGGGUUCUCCCAGGCCCAGACAGGAGCGGUUUGUCCAAAAAAUGUCGUGGUGAAGAACGAGCUUCCUAAGGACGUAGUGGGGAAGCACAAUUCCCCAGUCAACAACCAGCAGGAUUUGAAAUGUCACCUCAAACCCUUGAAGAAUAGCUUCCAUGAGGCGGAGGUGGAGGUUGAGGAGUCGGUGGAAUAUGACGUAGCCAGUAGGAACGGCAAGCAAUUCGCCAAAUACCUGCGCUGCAGCAUCCCUGUCAGCGAGCAGGUCCCAGCACCUGAAGACCCGGCUGAGAUGCCCCGAAGCCCUGAUGAGGACUGGAGUCUCUGUCUAGACAUUUCCGAGGGGUUCUCCCAGGCCCAGACAGGCUUACAGUCUAAAGGUGAUGCCCUUCUUCUUUGGGGGAAAAAGGUUCCUGCAGAUGAAGUAAUGAACUCCGUGCUUCUUGAGACCAGUUGUUGAGGCCUGGCAGGGCAGCGGUUAAAGGCUGUGUUUCCUCUUCUUGAGGUGAGGCUGCAGAGGUUGCUUCCUCGUGUCCUCCAGCCAUUUGACGGCCACGGUGAAGAGUCCCGUUGUUGUUAUCACGGUGUCCUGGGGCAAAACAAGGCCUGAAACUGUCACGGCAGCCCCAGAUCCAUGGGCAAAGACGUCUGCAGCGCAAAGCAAGCCGGCUGGCGGGAGAGGAGCUCCAACAUUGUCAUUGAGAAUGCCGUGAGGCUAUUUUGAGGCAUCCCUGGCCAAGACAGAUGUGUAGCAAUGGGUGCUCUUCAAGGGUGCCCCCUAGUGGCCGUGUUCUGAUAUCGCAAUGGAGGCUCGGUUCCUGGUCCCAGAAGCAGGAGGAGGACCAUACCUCAGGGGAAGAGCAUCUGCUUUGCCGGCAGAAGGUCCCUCGCAUUAGCAGGGCUGGGAAACCGCCCUCCGAAACCCCGGAGUGCUGCUGCCAGACGGUGCAGACAGCAUUGAGUUAGACCAACCAAUGAUCUCUGUAUAAAGCCACUUAUUAUGGGGAGAUGGGGCUGCAGCUCAAGGGAAGAGCAUCUGCUUUGCAUGCAGGAGGUGCCAGGUUCAAUGCCUGGCAGCAUCUCUAGGUAGGGCUGGGGAAAGGCCCCUGCCUGAAAGCUUAGAGUGCUGCUGCCAGUCAGUGUAGGCAAUCCUGAGCUAGAUGGACCAAGAGCCUGACUCAGUCGAAGGCAGCUUACUGUGUAAUAUAAGCAGGUGGGGGGGGGGAGAGAGAACAGGAUAACUUGCAAGCUAAAGGUCAGUUUCUGACCCUCAUGGCUGGCAGGGCAGAAUGCCAAGAGGCAUAAAUGAGGUCGGUGGAACAAAUAUUUGAAAAUAGUUGCCUUCCCAAAGCUGGAAGCAUAUCGAAGGAGCAUAUCGAAGGAGCAGCAGACUAGGGCUGUGCACGAAACCGGCUGGUCCAGUUUGGUUCGAGUCCGAACCGGACCGGAACCAGACUGGGCCAGUUCGGUCCGGUACCCCCUCAUUUGUACCUGCGUGCCCUGGGUCAUGCCCAGGCCACGCAGAGGCCCAUUGUGCAGGUGCGACGGCCUCCAAAAUGGCCACUGCACCAGUGGGGGGAAAGGCCCGAAUGGGCUAAAGAAUGGCCGAACGGGGCCAUUUUUGAAGGUGGGGAGAGGGGGAACCUCUGUGGGACCCCCCCACCACAACCUCAGAGAACCCCCACCCCGAAGGGUAAGUUUUAAAAAAAUUGUUUGCGACCCCCCCCCGAACGAGCCAGGGGGGGUUGGUCUGAGGGUCGAGCCGAACCGGGGGUGGUUCGGCUCGACCCCAAGCCUUUGAACCGAACCAGAUCGACUUUGAACCGGUUCGGUUUUGAACUGUUUGCACACCCCUUGUUCUCUGGUGCUCCCAAAGGCAGGUCUAGAACCAGUGGGUUGAAAUGACAAGGAAGCAGAUUUCGGCUAGACAUGUUUGUCUCGUGCAGUAACUUCACUGGAGAUUUCCAAAUAGAGGCUGGAUGGGAGGUUAGGGAUGCUGUUAGCAUCAGUGCUGAGCAAGGGGUCAGAGUAGAAGACCUCAAAGACUCCUUCCACUCUAAAAUUCUAUGACUGACAUCCAGACGAAGUUACUCAAUAGUAUAACAUGGGAGUUACUCCAAAGGACUACUUAAUUUUAAUAGAACGACUCAGGAGUUACUGCGUCUGGAUGUCAGCCUCUGGUUCUAUGAUUCUAAAUUGAUAUAGUGCAAUCAAAAAUAACUUGCACCUCACAUAUAUGCAUUCAGAAAAUGACAGUGUCUGAGGGGAUAAAUUAAAACAACCCAAAUUCAAGUUUCGACAUUUGUCCAAGAUGAAAAAUGUCAGGUCUCUUUGUCAAUGAAAGCAUUCAAACUUCAGUCACAGUAUGUAUCUUUCUGCACCAAGGUUUGGCCUUUUUCAUGGUAUUAACUGCAAAAAUAAAUAAGAAGAAAAUCUAAAACCCAAAGAGUUUUCCCCAAGAAUCUGAGUUUUAAAAUAACUUGUUUGCAAUUUUUGUAAACUUUUUAUUGAUCUUUUCUUACUUCUUAUAUAAGUAAUAAAUGCAUGUAACUGAUAACGUUUUACAAAAUAAAAGCCACAAACCCCACACUUUCCCUUUCAGCCAAACAACUGUUUCUAAAUCUAUGUAUAUGCACUUUAUGGAGUACUCACUACAAAAUAAGCACGCAUUUCAAUCUUUCUGGUUUGUCAAAACGUUUUUUUCUUUUGAUCUACAUCAUUCAAAUAGGAAAAUCUUCUUUCUUUCUUUCUUUCUUUCUUUUUCUUUCUUUCUUUAAAUUUAAUGUUUUUUUGACAUUUUGUAUUUGUGAAUCAGUAAGGUUCGGCAUCUGGAUUUGGUCCAGGAGUUGCUGGACCUCUUCAUGAGAAGGAACAUGGUUAUAUUGUGCUAAAUAAAAAAUUUCAAACGCC